UAUUGUCAAACGAAACAUUAAUAAUACAUUGCUCUUCAAAUAUGAUACGUCCCAUUACAGUAACGAAUGGAAUCGGUCGAUUCAUGUUACGCACAAACAUGGCAACAUCUUCAUCCACAGUUCCCACGGCAAGACGCUUGAUGCGUUACUCGUCAUCUCAUGAGCAAGCUGGAUCAGCACCCUCCGGCUCCACAUCGGUGUCUUCUUCGAAUUCCCCAGAAAAAGCUGGAAGACGAUUCAUUCAGACCAUCCCAAUUACAGGAAAGCCGACCAAUGAUUUCUAUGCCAGCUUGAACUACAACAUGUCCAAUAUCAAGUCUAAAAAUUCGGUCGAUACCACCAGUGCAUUACAAGGAUCCAAAUGGAACCCAUACAAGCUAAAUAAAGAUGAGCAGAAGGAAACGACGCCAUUGAGAAGGUCUCGGGCUUCACGGUUUAAGACCAAGGCCAUCAAGGGGUCGAUUCCUAAGGAUCUGAUGGCUACAUCCACUGCUGCCCCUUCACCGCAAGUCAUUCCCGAACCAAUUCUUAACGUCCCAGAGCCCACGAGAAGCCCAGAGCCAAUCAAACAAGAGCCUGUAGAGGCUACCAGUGCUACUCCCAUAAUCAGCGAAGAAAAGCCAAAGAAAAAAAGAAGAGUGUUGAAGCCUAGAAAAGCUAUCAUAACGCUAAGUGAGAACGCAGUCACCCAUUUAAAGGGGUUGAUGGAAAAACCUCAAGGAAAAUACAUUAGAGUUGGAGUCCAGAACAGAGGGUGUUCCGGGUUGACAUAUAACUUGGAAUACGUGAACGAAGCUGGAAAAUUCGAUGAAUUGGUGGAGCAAAAUGGAGUCAAAGUCUUUAUCGAUUCCAAAGCCCUUUUCUCAAUUGUCGGGUCCGAAAUGGAUUGGUUGGAAGAUAAGUUAUCGUCCAGAUUCAUUUUCAAGAACCCCAACUCCAAAGGUACUUGUGGUUGUGGUGAAUCCUUCAUGGUCUAACAAACAACAUCCUACAAAUUUUAGCAUUUAUUCCAUGAGUCAUUCACAUCCUCACUAUUAUUUAUUACAUCUAUACUAUUUCUGCUUAUGACAAAUAGAAACUCACGAUUUACUCAUAUAUUUACAAUACACUAGCAUUAGUACA
Molecule: messenger RNA, 1122 nt
Organism: Yamadazyma tenuis ATCC 10573
Lineage: Eukaryota; Fungi; Ascomycota; Pichiomycetes; Serinales; Debaryomycetaceae
Source: RefSeq, a predicted model, not a curated record